Messenger RNA from Kwoniella botswanensis, 1989 nucleotides. RefSeq lists its product as uncharacterized. The transcript is spliced from 9 exons. The coding region runs from base 1 to 1989 and encodes 662 amino acids. Gene Ontology annotation, molecular function: GTP binding. Gene Ontology annotation, cellular component: nucleolus. Lineage: Eukaryota; Fungi; Basidiomycota; Tremellomycetes; Tremellales; Cryptococcaceae. The record is from RefSeq and is a predicted model, not a curated record.
AUGCCUAAAGCUAAUAAACAGUCGAAAGGUCAUAAGGGCAAGGUGUAUUCUGUGCCGACCGCUCAGAAGAAGAAAGGUUUGGAAGUACCCAAACUCCACUCUCUGGCGAACAAGCAAAAAGCAAAGAUCGGUACCAGUACAGCGAGUCAUCCCACGCCUCAAUCAUUGGCUACCCUCUCUGCAGCAGACCAAUAUGGACCCGAAUCAAGCGGCGCUGGAUUAGGUGGAAUAUCGUUCUACGAACCGAUUGAUGCUUCUCUCACCACUCGAGAUUCAUCUUCGAAAGCGUUCAUGAGGGAGUUGAGAAAAGUGAUAGAGAGGAGUGAUGUGAUAAUACAAGUUUUAGAUGCGAGAGAUCCGGAUGGAACGAGGAGUAGAUGGGUAGAAGAGGAGGUGAGAAAGAGGGAUGUGCAGGGGAAGAAAUUGCUAGCGGUGGUAAAUAAGAUUGAUCUUGUGCCCCGAGCAAAUCUCGAAGCAUGGUUAAAACACCUUCGUCAUUCUUUCCCUACUAUGCCUUUCAAAUCCUCAACUCAGAACCAGCGUCAGCACUUAUCACAAAAUCUACCCGCUUUACCAACCACCUCGUCAUCCCUUGGUGCGCCUGCUCUUCUGCAUCUACUGAAACAAUACGCUUUAUCUACUCCACACUCAUCGUUGACAGUCGGUGUCGUGGGAUAUCCCAAUGUUGGAAAAUCAUCUUUGAUCAACUCACUGAAGAGAUCAAGAGCGUGUGCGGUAGCUUCCAUGCCAGGUAAGACCCGUGUGGUACAAGAAGUCGUACUAGAUAAGGGAGUCAAGAUUCUAGAUUGUCCUGGUGUGGUAUUGGAAGAUAUAGGUAGAUCCACAGAAGGAGAAGAGGGAAAGAAGAAACAAGCUGAGAUCAUGUUAAGGAAUUGUAUCAAGGCGGAAUUGGUCGAAGAUCCAAUAUCACCUGUCGAAGUGAUCUUAACGAAAGUAGAUCCGGCUCAGUUACAAAAACUAUACAAUAUACCUGCUUACGAUGGCGUCAGGGACUUCUUGAUCAAGAUAGCUCUCACAAGAGGUAGAUUAGGUAAAGGUGGUAUACCCGACUUGGAAGGAUCCGCAGUCCAGAUAUUGCGAGAUUGGAAUUCAGGUAAAAUAUCGUAUUUCACCGUACCCCCCGCUAUCCAUUUUUCUUCUGCUCCAUCCCAAUCCCAGAAACCCGCCAAUGCGGUCAUACCCAAUGGAGAAGAUGAUGUUGAGAUGAGUGGAGAUAAGGUUGGAGAUGCCAAGAUCCUCAAUACGCUCAGUGAAGCGUUCACGUUAGACGGUCUUUUCGAUAAUCUAGGUGAUGAAGCUGCCUGGGAGGGUGAAGAGGCUGCUGAUACAGAAGCUAUGGCUAAAGAUGUGGACUUCGCAAACACCGCUCCUGUAUCUCAGACUACUGCCCCAACGUACAAACCACCUCAGCCGAUAUACGCUGAUUCGGACGAUGAGGAUGAUUCCGAUGCUGAGCCAUCAACCUUCCGACCGCCGCCAGUCGCAUCAUCAUCAACCUCUUCAUUCCCUACUCAACCAGUCGUACCUCGUCAACCGGUCUUACAGAAUAAUAGGUUAUUCACAGCAGAGGAAUUAGCGGUACUCCCGGCUGGGAUGUUAGAUCGAUCUAAAGCGAAAGCGGCAAUGAAGAAAGCUAAAAAGAGACGUGCGGCAGUAGAGAGGACAGAGGGUGAAUUGAUGUUGGGUUUCAUGGGUAUGGACGUCGAGGAGCCCAUGGCGGAAUUGGAAGAAAUUACGUCGGGCAACGAACGGGAUAUGAUGGGAGGGGAAAGCAGUGUAUUGAGUAAGAAGAGUAAGAAGGAGAAGAGAAAGGCUAAGAAGGAUAAGGAGAAUCAACAGAAACGACAGAAUAAGACGAUGGAUGUGGAUGAAGAGAUGGAUGGAGAAGAUGAAGACGGAAGAAAGGAGAAGGAUUUCGCUAAUUUCUUGGCUAAUAUGGGAGCUGAUGAUUCGGACGAAGAAUUGUAA